AUGGAGAAAUCACAAUGUAGGACUUUUGCUAGCAAGUAUGGUAAUAUUUUGGAUUUGGCAAUGGUAGAGGUACCUGUUGACGUUGUUAUGGCCUUAAUCCAAUAUUAUGAUCCACCUCUAAGCUGUUUUACUUUUCGAAACUUUCAACUGGCUCCUACUAUAGAAGAGUUCGAAGAGAUCAUGAGGUGCCCUUUGGGAGAUAAAAAACCAUAUAUGUUCUUAGGACAUCAUCCAGCUGUAUCAAAGGUGGUCUCGGUGCUAGCAGUAGAGGAGCAUGAAUUAAUAAAGAAAAAGCAAAACAAAAAUGGUGUGGAGGGAUUUCCACUAUCCUAUUUAGAAGGUAUAGCUCGAUUGUUGGCAGCUAGAGGGAAUUGGGAGACUUUUAUGGAUGCGCUCGCCACCAUGUUGUAUGGGAUUGUAUUGUUUUCGAGAUGCGAGGAGUUUAUAGAGUUUGCAGCAAUUGAUGCAUUCUUAGCCUUCAAACACAGAGGAGAAAGUUUUGUGGUUUCUAUCUUAGCAGAUGUACUUCAUACAUUGAAUGUAUGCCAUGCAAAAAAGGGCGAGAAGGUAUUAUGUUGCGUACAAGUUCUCUACGUUUGGUUAGUCACUACUAUCCUUAAGCAAGCUGACGGUUCAUUUUGUCCUUUUGAAAAUUUUAGAAAUUGUUUCUCCAAGAAUGACAUAAAUUGGCAGUCAUAUUUGGCGUGCUUAGAGGAAUCAAAGAUUAUAUGGUGCUCAAAGUGGAAGAACGUCUCUAAAAUGAUAUGGCAUUAUGGAAAUUUUCCCAAUGUUCCUCUUAUGGGGACAAGGGCGUGCAUAAGUUAUAAUCCUAUAUUGGGAAUGAGGCAACAUGGAUAUCCUAUUCGGGGAGCGCCAUUAGAAAAUGCUAUCACUCCUUUUCUAAUACCAAGCUUGAGUUUGGAAAAUGGAGAAAUGUUGGCGAAGGUUCGACGGGCUUGGGACAAAAUGAUAAAAAAGGCCUUGACCAUUAAAAGCAAAGAGGAUGUUGAAGGUAGUUACAAGCAGUGGUUACAGAGAAGAGUUCACACUAUUGGACUACCAAUUCCAGAGUGGGGCAUGAAUAUUGAGGAGGAUGGCGAGCUUCCCCAAAACCUUGAAGAAGUUCUGAGGUUAGAAGCCACCUUAGAAAAGAUGAAAAAUGAAAAGGAGAAGCUUCGAGAAACAUUAGAAGAAACUAAAGUAGAAAAGAGAGGCUUCAAGAACGUUAGAUGA
Vigna unguiculata (cowpea) is the source of this 1233-nucleotide messenger RNA. RefSeq lists its product as uncharacterized. NCBI's taxonomy places the organism in Eukaryota, Viridiplantae, Streptophyta, Magnoliopsida, Fabales, Fabaceae. The record is from RefSeq and is a predicted model, not a curated record.